Symbiodinium natans is the source of this 696-nucleotide messenger RNA. The record is from the annotation of a GenBank genome assembly. NCBI's taxonomy places the organism in Eukaryota, Dinophyceae, Suessiales, Symbiodiniaceae.
AUGUCGGAGGGCGGCCCGGGCCAAGGCGGCCAGGGCGGCCAGGGUGGCCAGGGUGGCCAGGGCCAGGGCCACAGUGGCCAGGGUGGCCACGGUGGGCAGGGCUUGGAGGUGGACGACGAGUUUCGGGACUUGGGCCCCGAGGCAGCCUGGUCCUUGUCCUCAGCCAAACAAGGCAACGGAGUGGAGCAACUGCGUGAUGGAAGUACUGACACCUUCUGGCAAUCAGACGGGCCUCAGCCGCACCUCAUUAACAUCCAGUUCCAACGCAAGGUCAAGGUCAGCGAAAUAUGCUUUUACGUGUGCUUCAAGAUUGACGAGUCAUACACGCCCUCGCGAAUCUCAGUCCGGAUAGGCACCGCGCAUCACGACUUACAAGAGGUGCAGGUCAUUGAGCUCAAAGAGCCGGAUGGUUGGAUCUCCAUACCACUUGCCAAAUCGAGCUUCCGACCUACGGAGCUUCCAGCAAGUUGCACCUUGCGCGAUGCCGACAUGGGGGGUGCUCGGGAAUUUGUCCGGACGCAUUUCAUCCAGUUGGCCGUGCUGACCAACCAUCAGAACGGACGCGACACGCAUAUCCGUCAAAUCAAGGUGCUUGGCCCCCGAAGCUCCACGCGCUCGAUCGCGGAAGUGCCACGGGAGGUGUGCCCUCUCAAGCUUCAGACGCGCGAUCUGAUGCAGUUCGCAAGCGUUCGAUGA